Messenger RNA from Vitrella brassicaformis, 919 nucleotides. The record is from the annotation of a GenBank genome assembly. Lineage: Eukaryota; Vitrellaceae.
UCAUCUCAUGUCACCUCUGCUGGCGACAGUCGGAAAUUGUUGAGCGGAAUCGUUGACCAUAUAGGCCUCCGGGUCGAUGCGCACCUGCAGCACCACGUAACACCACCGGCCACGAUCAACCUAGGGAGGGAGGGAUGCACACGCAAACGAACCAGCAGACAUCACAUCGAGUACCGACUUGACUGACUCGGGGGAUGGAUGGGAAUUGUCCGUCCGUCCGUCCACUCACGAUGAGUGCCUCGGAGUAUGCUUUUGCGUAGUCGAGGGAUGGGGUGCAGAAGGUGAAGAACUGCCCGGGGAUGUGGCCCGGCAAAAUGCGGAUCUGGAUGUUGUCGGGGAUCUUGAGCAGCCGGUCCUUCACGAUGACCGGCACCGUCCUGCGCCGGGUGCCGUGGUAGGCAGGUAACCUACACACAACCAACCAAAAGCAGCCAAAAGAACCGAACGAUCCAUCCAUCCAUCCACCGAUGUAUCGGUGGUCAGUGAGUACCAUUCCUCUGACAUUUCCUUCUCAUCGGGCUGCAGCUUGAUGCCGACCCGGUACCAGCCUACCGGCGGCAUGUAGCACACCGACGAUGGGCCUCUGACGACGGACGGACGGAUGGGACGGGCGAACCACACACACACAAAAACAAACACAUCCAUACAGAAGAACAGACAGAGCGCGUGUGUGUGUGUUUGUCUGUGUGGCUGAGUGGUUCCUCCCUCCCUCCCUCUGGAUUGCCUGCCUCGCGUAAUAUUGGUUGGCAGGCUCCGUGUAGCACUUGGGGCAGAAGCACUUGUCGUAUCUGCAGAUUUAUCAAGGAAGCAGCGCACUCAUUGCAAACACACAUUCACUCAUCGAUCUCCAUCCACUGUGAGAGCAGUGAGCCGCCCACCUCUCGUCGAGCAACUCAGGGGAAACACCGAGCUGCCGCAU